Thamnophis sirtalis is the source of this 864-nucleotide messenger RNA. NCBI's taxonomy places the organism in Eukaryota, Metazoa, Chordata, Lepidosauria, Squamata, Natricidae. The record is from RefSeq and is a predicted model, not a curated record.
AUGCAAGACAAUACUUCUGACUCUUCAACUUCAAUAACUCAACUUCUGAGAGAGAGCUAUUUAGCUGAAAACAGCCAUCAAGGUAAUAGUGAAAGGAGCAGGUCAGAAUCUUCUCUGCAUUCUGUCCAUUCUGGGUGUGCCUCCAGGGCUUCUGAUGAGGUAACUGGCCAGGAUGAACUGCCAGAUCUUUCUGCCUUUUUGAGCCAAGAAGAGCUAGAUGAGAGUGUGCAUUUGGCCAGACAAGCUAUCAAUCAAGAGCCACCUGAGAACAGCCAAGAAGAAGAACAGCAGAUCCAUGUGUUUUUACCCUCCGAGUUGAAAAACUCUGAAAAUAUUAUUUCAAAGAAGCAGCAGUGCCAAUCUACGGCUUCGCCAACUUCAGGAAACCACCCAAAGAAGCAGGCAUUUGGGUCAGAGACAGAAUCAAAGAAAGAGUUGCUCAACAAGGCUGCCGAUUUUAUUGAGGAGCUUUCUUCUCUUUUCAAAGCACACAGUUCAAAAAGAAUCAGGCCCAAGACAUGCAAAAACUACAGGAGCAAACUUGAAUCUAAGCACAAGGCCAAUCAAGACAGUUUAUCUGAAAACAGGGAAAGGCCUUGUGUUCCAAUAUCUCAAGAGUCAGAUCAAAUUCAGCCUUCACUGGAAAACCCAGCUUAUCCUCAACAGGCAGAUGUGGAAGUGGUCCACACCUUAGAAACUCCAGUAUUAACCACAGAGACAUCAGCUGCACCUUUUUAUUCUGAGGAGCCCAUAGGUCAACCACCACAUUUUACUCAGAAACUGAAAAGCAGAGAGGUCUCUGAAGGAACCAAAGUGCAGUUGGACUGCAUUGUAGUAGGAAUACCAACACCUGAAAUCAGGUAA